AUGGGAAGCAGGAAUUAUGACAAUUUGCGAACGCCGGAGGGAUGGCAAGACCACUUGAUUUCUGAAAUGUUCAAUUUGGCCGUUUCCGAGCUUGACAAUACUGCCGCCGCAAUAGCUAAUCUCGAAUCUGCGUAUUCCGAAGAGGAGUUUCAAGAAGAAAAUAAUCCCUAUUUCACAUUUGGAAGAGAACGAAAACUUCCAAAUCAUGAUGCCAUUUACGGAGCUUGGGAACCCGUAGAACCUCGAACAAGCACUGCGCAUGAUUGCUGGGAGCCAAUCUCGCUUGAAGAUGUAAAAGAGGAAAUGAAGACUUUGGAUAGUGAAGACGGCCAAAGUCAAACCAAAGGAGAGGAUUAG
Molecule: messenger RNA, 357 nt
Organism: Oikopleura dioica
Lineage: Eukaryota; Metazoa; Chordata; Appendicularia; Copelata; Oikopleuridae
Source: the annotation of a GenBank genome assembly